CCCAGGCACUUCUAGGCCUCCGCGGAGGUCCGCUCUCCCUGCGCGCAUGCGUGCUGGUCCCCGGAAGCGAUGCGCACAGCGUUCGCCCCUGCGUCCCGGCGGGAGCGGGCAGAGUCCGUGGAUGUAGAGCCGCCGCUGACAUGGCUUCGGCGGCAGGCAGCGGCUGCGAGAGCGUCGCGUCCGAGGCGGAUCGUCCCCAGCCGCGGCCGUUCCUCAUCGGCGUGAGCGGUGGCACCGCGAGCGGCAAGUCAACAGUGUGCGAGAAGAUUAUGGAGCUGCUGGGACAAAACGAAGUGGACCGCCGGCAGCGCAAGUUGGUCAUCCUGAGCCAGGACUGCUUCUAUAAGGUUCUGACGGCAGAGCAGAAGGCUAAGGCCCUGAAGGGACAGUACAAUUUCGACCACCCAGAUGCUUUUGAUAAUGAUCUGAUGCACAAGACUCUGAAAAACAUUGUUGAAGGCAAAACUGUGGAGGUCCCCACCUAUGAUUUUGUGACGCACUCAAGGUUGCCAGAGACCACGGUGGUCUACCCAGCUGAUGUGGUUCUGUUCGAGGGCAUCUUGGUCUUCUACACGCAGGAGAUCCGGGACAUGUUCCACCUGCGCCUCUUUGUGGACACAGACUCUGAUGUUAGGCUGUCUCGAAGAGUUCUCCGGGACGUGCACCGAGGGAGGGACCUGGAACAGAUUCUGACCCAGUACACCACCUUUGUGAAGCCAGCUUUCGAGGAGUUCUGCCUGCCGACCCCACCUCUCACCUGUGUAAGACUGUCCCCAACUCACCAGUGCUGCCAACACCCAGGCUCUCAUCCCUUGUUAACGUCACCUGGAGGAGACAGCCUCAGGAGACUCCUCUGUAUCUUUCAGACCAAGAAGUAUGCUGAUGUGAUCAUCCCCCGAGGAGUUGACAAUAUGGUCGCCAUCAACUUGAUUGUUCAGCACAUCCAGGACAUUCUCAAUGGUGACCUGUGCAAGCGGCAUAGAGGAGGGCCCAAUGGGCGCAACUACAAGAGGACCUUCCCCGAGCCAGGAGAGCACCCUGGGGUGCUGGCCACUGGCAAGCGCUCACACCUGGAGUCUAGCAGCAGGCCCCACUGAGACCAGCAUAUGUAGGUUCCCCAUAGACCCAUGAUGAAGGGUCUGGGCCUGGGGGCAACCACUUGCCCUUAAAAGCACAGUCAGGGAUUCUCAGUGGGAUCUAGGUUGGCAGCAUUUAGGACCAAGGCCUUCCUUGCUUGGGAGGGCAGAUUCAUGCUGACAGGGCAUUCCGUGUCUUCUGCUUCCUUUCAUUGGAGGAGGUCAGCAGGUCUCUGGGUCACUGAGAAGUGUACCAAACUGCAUAGAAAGCCCACGGUGCUGGCUUCCAGAGGGAUGCAGGACAUACAUUAUGGGGCAGCUGAGGACAGCCCUGGCACUGGCUGGCUUGGCGUUGGUAGGGAGCCACAGUGACGUGCUCCCAGUAUGUGGUUCGUGUAUAUGUUGCAGGAGUAAAGUUUGAAGAAAUGUUAUAUAUCCUGUUUGUUUUGUGGCAGGCUGUUUGUGACCAAUGAACCUAGUUUUAACAACCUACCACGGGGCUAUAGUCCAAUCUAAGGAGCCUGAGGCAGGAAGGAACCCUAAUGUCUAUCCACGUGACACUAAGCAGCGAGGGACUCCUGGGUAUCACGGGGCCUGGAUUGUGGAUAGAUGGGAGGCGGCCACCGGGUUUCUUGUGCUAAAAUAGUGUUUUCACAAUUCUGCAGGAAGCCUUGAGCCCCAGGGGCUGUCCAUGUAUAAGCCACUUGGGUAAAGUUCAUGGCUAGUGUGCCAGGGAAGGCUAUGUGUAGCCAGGAGAGCACUGGAGAGUAGAGCGGAGUCACGUGAACAUGGCUGCUUAAAGCCAGCUGAUCUCCUGCAUGCCGAACCUGAGCUCAUGGCUUCACAAAUGGUCCAUCCUAUGUUGUCAAGUUUGUCCUCCCUCCUAUGGGAUGGCCCUUUUUGGAAAAGUGUCCUUUGCUAUUGUCAUAGGCUAUGACGAAGGCACUUCUCAUUUGUUCUUGUUAAAUACAACCUGGUUCUCAUGACAGCAGCUGAGCUCAGGGGCUGGUUUCUGUUAGUGCUGUACUGGUUUUGUUGAACUGAAACCCCUCUUUGGAGGAAGAAUCAAUAAAUAACACUAAAAAACCCUA
Messenger RNA from Mesocricetus auratus (golden hamster), 2167 nucleotides. It is a transcript of the gene Uck1, whose product is annotated as uridine-cytidine kinase 1. NCBI's taxonomy places the organism in Eukaryota, Metazoa, Chordata, Mammalia, Rodentia, Cricetidae. The transcript is spliced from 7 exons. The record is from RefSeq and is a predicted model, not a curated record. Gene Ontology annotation, molecular function: kinase activity; ATP binding. Gene Ontology annotation, cellular component: cytosol; cytoplasm. The coding region runs from base 141 to 1097 and encodes 318 amino acids.